This is a messenger RNA of Urocitellus parryii (Arctic ground squirrel), 8345 nucleotides long. NCBI's taxonomy places the organism in Eukaryota, Metazoa, Chordata, Mammalia, Rodentia, Sciuridae. The record is from RefSeq and is a predicted model, not a curated record.
GCCGUGUCUGCAGUGUGGGCGGGGGCCGGGGGGCCGAGCGGUGCCGCUGCCGCGCCGGGAGCCGCAGCGGUUCCGAGCGGGGCCCAACAUGGCGGAAAGAGAGGUGGAGUCCGGCCCCCGAAAGAGGUUUGAACAGAAAAGUGGUGCAGUUUUUGAUGAAAUUGUAGAGAACUGUGGUGGUAUCAUGGAUACAGAAAUGUCUGAAGAUAUAGACCACAACUUAACUCCUACCCUUGACAGCAUGUCUUAUGGAAUGCCGAAUCAAACAGGAUCUGAAAAUUCAUUGCUGGAUGAAGAUGAUUAUUUUUUGAACUCUGGGGAUCUUGCAGGAAUUCCAGUCGUUGGUAGUGACAAUGAGGAUGAACAGGAUUUUAGUUCAAAGGACAAUCUUGUUUCUUCAAUCCAUACUGAUGAUAGCUUGGAAGUAGAGAGAAGAGUCACACAGCAUGAAUCAGACAAUGAAAAUGAAAUACAAAUUCAGAAUAAAUUAAAAAAAGACUUUCCUAAACAGUUUGAUCAGGUUUCUGUCUUUAAAUCAAUACGGAAAGAUUUUAGUCUAGUAAGAGAAAACAGCAAAGAGACAUUUUCUGGAAAGGAGAAAAAUAGAGACCUAACUUAUCAUGAACGUGAAAAACGAUUGGAUAAACCCCAUAAAGAUUUGGAUUCAAGGUUGAAAAGCAGUUUUUUUGAUAAAGCAGCUAAUCAAGUUGAAGAAACAUUACAUACCCAUUUACCACAAACCCCAGAAACAAACUUUAGGGAGUAUAGUCAUGGCCAACAGCAAAAAACUCAAGAGGGGGAACUGAAAAUUAGUGCUGUGUUUUCAGUCAGUGGAAGUCCUCUUGCUCCACAGUUGACUACUGGCUUUCAGCCUUCACUGGCAUCAUCUGGCAUGAAUAAAAUGCUUCCUUCAGUUCCAGCCACAGCUGUUCGAGUUUCCUGUUCUGGUUGUAAAAAAAUCCUCCAGAAAGGGCAAACUGCUUAUCAGAGGAAAGGAUCUACUCAGCUUUUCUGCUCCACACUGUGCCUCACUGGAUACACAGUUCCACCUGCACGCCCACCACCUCCUCUCACCAAGAAAACUUGUUCAAGUUGCUCAAAAGAUAUUUUAAAUCCAAAGGAUGUGAUCAGUGCACAGUUUGAAAAUACCACCACCAGUAAAGAUUUUUGCAGUCAGUCAUGUUUGUCAACAUAUGAACUGAAAAAAAAACCUAUUGUUACCAUUAAUACAAAUAGCAUUUCAACUAAAUGCAGCAUGUGUCAAAAGAAUGCAGUUAUUCGACAUGAAGUGAAUUAUCAGAAUGUGGUACACAAACUUUGCAGUGAUGCGUGUUUCUCUAAGUUUAGAUCUGCUAACAACCUCACCAUGAACUGUUGUGAGAACUGUGGGGGUUACUGUUACAGUGGCUCUGGACAGUGCCACAUGCUUCAGAUAGAAGGGCAGUCUAAGAAGUUUUGUAGUUCAGCAUGUAUCACAGCAUACAAACAGAAAUCAGCCAAAAUUACACCAUGUGCGCUUUGCAAAUCAUUGAGAUCCUCAGCAGAAAUGAUUGAAAAUACCAAUAGCUUGGGGAAGACAGAGCUUUUCUGUUCUGUUAAUUGCUUAUCUGCUUACAGAGUUAAAAUGGUUACUUCUGCAGGUGUACAAGUUCAGUGUAACAGUUGUAAAACCUCAGCAAUCCCUCAGUAUCACCUAGCCAUGUCAGAUGGAAGUAUACGCAACUUCUGCAGCUACAGUUGUGUGGUAGCUUUCCAGAAUUUGUUCAACAAACCAACUGGAAUGAAUUCUUCAGUAGUGCCCUUGUCUCAGGGCCAAGUAAUUGUAAGCAUCCCUACAGGUUCAACAGUGUCAGCAGGAGGCAGUAACACCUCUGCUGUUUCUCCCACCUCCAUCAGUAGCUCUGCUGCUGCUGGUCUCCAGCGUCUUGCUGCCCAAUCCCAGCAUGUUGGGUUUGCCCGGAGUGUUGUGAAACUCAGGUGUCAACACUGUAAUCGUCUUUUUGCCACAAAACCAGAGCUUCUUGACUAUAAGGGUAAAAUGUUUCAGUUCUGUGGCAAGAAUUGUUCUGACGAAUAUAAGAAAAUAAAUAAUGUUAUGGCAAUGUGUGAAUAUUGUAAAAUUGAGAAAAUUGUGAAGGAGACUGUGCGAUUCUCAGGUGCUGACAAGUCAUUCUGUAGUGAAGGUUGCAAACUGCUUUAUAAACAUGACUUGGGAAAACGCUGGGGAAGUCAUUGUAAAAUGUGCAGUUAUUGUUUACAGACAUCUCCCAAAUUAGUACAGAAUAAUUUGGGAGGAAAGGUGGAAGAUUUUUGUUGUGAAGAAUGCAUGUCCAAAUAUACAGUUUUAUUCUAUCAGAUGGCCAAAUGUGAUGGUUGUAAACGACAGGGUAAACUCAGUGAGUCCUUAAAAUGGCGAGGGGAAAUAAAACAUUUUUGUAACCUGCUUUGUAUCUUGAUGUUCUGCAAUCAGCAAAGUGUAUGUGACCCACCUUCACAAAACAAUUCAGCAAGUAUUUCCAUGGUUCAAGCUGCUUCCGCAGGGCCCCCAUCUCUCAGAAAAGAUUCAACUCCAGUUAUAGCUAACGUGGUGUCAUUGGCAAGUGCUCCUGCUGCUCAACCCACAGUGAAUUCUAACAGUGUCUUACAAGGUGCAGUUCCAACGGUAACCGCAAAAAUCAUUGGAGAUGCAAGUACACAAACAGAUGCCCUGAAACUUCCACCUUGCCAGCCUCCAAGACUUUUGAAGAAUAAAGCUUUAUUGUGCAAACCUAUCACACAGACUAAAGCCACUUCCUGCAAACCACAUACCCAAAACAAAGAAUGCCAGACAGAAGACACUCCAAGUCAGCCCCAGAUUAUUGUGGUGCCAGUUCCUGUGCCAGUGUUUGUGCCGAUACCUCUUCAUCUUUAUACUCAGUAUGCACCAGUCCCCUUUGGAAUUCCUGUUCCAAUGCCUGUCCCCAUGCUUAUUCCAUCCUCAAUGGACAAUGAAGAUAAAGUCCCCGAAAAUAUUGAAGACAUUAAGGAAAAACUUCCUACACAUCCRUUUGAAGCUGAUCUCCUUGAGAUGGCAGAAAUGAUUGCAGAAGAUGAAGAGAAGGAAAAGACUCUAUCCCAAGGAGGAUCUCAGACUUCUGAACAGGAACUCUUUCUAGACACUAAAAUAUUUGAAAAAGACCAAGGAAGUACAUAUAGUGGUGAUCUUGAAUCAGAGGCAGUAUCUACUCCCCAUAGCUGGGAAGAAGAAUUGAAUCAUUAUGCCUUAAAGACAAAUGCUGUGCAAGAAGCCGAUUCAGAACUGAAACAGUUUUCAAAAGGGGAAACCGAACAGGAUCUGGAAGCAGAUUUUCCAUCAGAAUCCUUUGACCCACUUAACAAAGGACAGGGGAUCCAGGCACGUUCCCGAACAAGAAGACGACACAGAGAUGGUUUCCCCCAGCCCAGACGAAGAGGACGGAAGAAGUCUAUAGUGGCUAUGGAGCCCAGGAGUCUUAUUCAAGGAGCCUUUCAAGGGUGUUCAGUGUCUGGAAUGACCCUGAAAUAUAUGUAUGGGGUGAAUGCCUGGAAGAAUUGGGUUCAGUGGAAAAAUGCCAAGGAAGAGCAGGGGGAUCUAAAGUGUGGAGGAGGUGAACAUGCCUCAUCCAGCCCAUGUUCUGACCACUUAGGAAGUGCUCAAGACCAGGUACUCUCUCAAGAGUCCUCAGAGUCAGGCUGUAGAGUCCGCUCUGGAAAGCUAAAGGAAGAUAUUCUGUCCUGCACUUUUGCUGAAUUGAGUUUGGGCUUAUGCCAGUUUAUCCAAGAGGUGCGGAGACCAAAUGGUGAAAAGUAUGAUCCAGACAGUAUCUUAUACUUGUGCCUUGGAAUUCAGCAGUACCUGUUUGAAAAUGGUAGAAUAGAUAACAUUUUUACUGAACCCUAUUCAAGAUUUAUGAUUGAACUCACCAAACUCUUGAAAAUAUGGGAACCUACAAUUCUUCCUAAUGGUUACAUGUUCUCUCGCAUCGAAGAAGAGCAUUUGUGGGAGUGCAAACAGCUGGGCGCUUACUCACCAAUCGUCCUCUUAAACACCCUCCUUUUUUUUAAUACCAAAUACUUUCAACUAAAGAAUGUUACUGAGCACUUGAAGCUUUCCUUUGCCCAUGUGAUGAGGCGGACCAGGACUCUGAAGUACAGUACCAAGAUGACAUAUCUGAGGUUCUUCCCACCUUUACAGAAGCAAGAGUCAGAGCCAGAUAAACUAACUGUUGGCAAGAGGAAACGAAAUGAAGAUGAUGAGGUCCCAGUGGGCGUAGAGAUGGCAGAGAAUACUGAUAACCCACUAAGAUGCCCAGUCCGACUUUAUGAGUUUUACCUGUCAAAAUGUUCUGAAAGUGUGAAGCAGAGGAAUGAUGUGUUUUACCUUCAGCCUGAGCGCUCCUGUGUUCCGAAUAGUCCCAUGUGGUACUCCACAUUCCCAAUAGACCCUGGUACCCUGGACACCAUGUUAACACGUAUUCUCAUGGUGAGGGAGGUACAUGAAGAACUUGCCAAAGCCAAAUCUGAAGACUCUGAUGUUGAACUAUCAGAUUAAGAUGGAAGUGAGGUUCCUAUUUUCAUACACAUUGGUAUGCACCAAACUGUGAACGCAUCUAGCUGUUGGAAAGCAAUGUUUAAGCCCAAGUCCUCUUGACUCAAUUAUGAGACAUGGGAAACAGAUGAUCCACAGUGUGGAUGUACAAAUGAAAACUGAAGGAAAGAAUUUGAACCGAGAAAUGUUCUUUGGCAGUGAUAUAGUUCUUAGACAUCUUCAGAAUGACUAACCAAUUUCUCUGAGUGGUGCAUAAUCUUAUUUUGUUUGGGAAUAACAAAAUUGUGGAAUAUUUUUAAGGAAAACUGUUGUAUAAAACUCUACCAUAGUAACCUUAGACCUUAGAGAGGUAGCUUUGGAGUGAGACCUUGGCUACUUGGGCAAGACCUUGGUAAAGUCAGGGGAGAAUUCAAUACAAAGCUGAGAGUGACAUCAGAUGGGACUGGGGGACCCAGACCUGAAGACCCAAUAAAAAUACACAACUUUUUUUCCAAGUUAGUGAAGUGGUCUUGAUUUUGAUUUUCACUGCCAAGCCAAUUAUGUGAAGGAUAGAAGCCUCUGAUGCUUUUACCAGGGGCCCCUCAUAUCAGGGAAAAUGACCUUCACUCCUAUUAAUAGUGAUGUGUCCCUUUCACCUUCUGGGUUUAGCUUUCUCAUCUAUGGGUCUCAAGGUGGGUAAAUGAAGGUAAAGGGGAUGAUAUUCCACAAACUAAUUAUGCACACAGAAGAUCUGUGGAGCCCAUUAGACCCCAAGUGUCUUGAAAUGUUUGUAAAGAACCCACUAAAAUGCCCACUUCUCUGGGUGCAGGCCUUUAUUGCUGCUGUCUCAUAGCUUGAGCUGUGGUACACAGAAAUGGGGCUCUCCAUUUGUUUUUGUUUUUCCCCCAGUGGCAGCUUUUCUUCCAUUGUUUUACCUUCCUAUUUCCCAAAUGAUUCCUCUUUUUUUGUCUUUUGCAUCAGUUUUUGGAGGCCCUUGUCAUUUCAAAAAGUAUAGUCUCUCUCCUGAACUUUGUCUGGCAAACCCAUGGGCAGUUCCAGAGACACAGUAUUACUUAGCUAUCCGAAUUAUGGUAGAAAAGGUCUCGGUAGRUUCUUGUGUAAAGCAUUUAAAAGAUGACCUUGUUGCCCUAGGAAACUUGAAAAUAGGGAUUCUGGGGUUAGGAUUCAGACAUUGACUGUCUUCUUAUAGCAUUAUUCCAAACUCUAGCUGUUUUAGUAGUUCUAUGAGGAUUGCAAGUCAUAGGCGUGUGUGGCCAUAUCGGUCUAUGUCCCUCAUCACAAUUCUCAGUUCUUUGGUACAAAAUUUUGAAAUCAAAGCUUUUAUGAUUAUGGCCAGUCAAUAGAACAUCUUUAGCCAAGGUUUAUUUGACCUUAUGAUAAAACUGAGAGAAGUCAAAAAAAUCUUCUUAGAAAGUUUAAUCUUGAAAUCCUUUUCAGUAUGUCCCAUAUUUUAGGUGGGGAUGGCAGGUGUAUUUUUUUUAAUAAAUGAAAGUCAUUUAACAGAAUUAAAAGUGGGCCUUUUGACAUUGUGUACUUGAUGGUUCUAUCCCCCUGCCUGUAACAAAUCUCACUUUUGUUACUAAGAACUGUGUGAAAGAAGUAAAUCUGCCCUGAUUCUGUAUGAUUAAUUACAUCUGUGUGUGUCAUUUCUGACUGGAAAACUUCCUACUUCUAGACCUUGUUCGACUGGAGGAAAACAAUUGGAUUGUCUGAUAAGUCUGCCAAUAAAACCAUCCAGAAACAUCAGGUGUAAUAGUCCCACUAUACGAAUUUUAUGGUUUGUAUAAACACUAACAUUUUCCCUGUCUCUGUAGUUGUAUGAAAAACAAAUACUGUUAGCACAUAGUAGAUAAAUUGUAAUACCCAAAAGGAAAAAAUCUGUAUCUUUUAACUGAAAACAACCAAUAAUACCCAGAUAAAUGACUGUAUCAGGAUUUCAACUGCAUGUUAGUACAGAGUCACUCAGAACCCUGAACUAAUUCGUAAAGAAAAUAUGAUUAAUCAUUGGUCAUUGCUCAUAAGCAUAGCUGUUGAUAUGUCCAAUUUUUUGCUUAUUUUAUUAAAAUUGUAUAAGAUUACAUUUUCCCCUCAGGAGAGAAAAAAAACUAUCAAACAAAAAAAGAAACAUCUCAAGCAUCCUUUCUGUUCUUUUGCCUUUUAUCACUUUUGGGUUUUCCCUUUGCAGAAACCACAGAAAUAUUCCCUUAGAAUAAAACAGUAUAUUUGUAUUUGGCGGAUGAAUUCUUUUUCUUUGUCUUCAAGCAACUUUAAGUACAUUUUUGUAUUUGACUGUAUUGGUGUGACUCAACAGAUAGUAAAACCACCAAGAAAAAGAGCAAUUUUCAGAAAUUAUUUGAGUUUUAUUUAGGUCACAAAUAAUGUUGCAUGUUUUUCCAUCAAAAGACUUGUUUCCACUUUUUAGUUUAUUUAUUGGCUGUAUUCAAAACCCCAACAUCUACAAUAUAAGGUAUGCAUAUAUUUCACUUCUGCCUUUUUUUUCUUUCUUUUUUUUUAGAUGAGUACAAAACUUUCGUCAGUCACCUUCAGUGAUUUUGAAAUUUCGAGAUUAGAAUUAGGAAUCUAUUCAUUCCUAAGUAAACAUAAAAACACUUAAUAUGAGAAUGAAAAAUUAAUGGCAUUCUUGUAACUACAAUUAUGCCUCCAAAUUGCAUGUAGACCAUUUCUAUCUGCCUUGUGACAGUCCAGUUUUGUAAAAUGGGAGUUUUCCCCCAAAAAAGUCUAAAGUAAAUGAAUUUUUAUAAAGAAAUCACAGUUUUCAAUUAAAUUCAGAUUUUUAGUUUUAUUUUAGUGAAUAAAAAGUUCCCUUACAAUGCUGAGUUGAAUAAAAUAAGAUUAAUUUUAUUAUGUCAAAAUUAAAGAUUCUUAUUCAGUAAAGGAUAAAGACUUAGGAUCUUGCAAUGUUGAAAGCAACCAGUGGAUUUAYAUCUAGCAUAUACAAAAAAUUUUAGAAAAGGCAUUGAGAAAUAAUAAUACCUCCAAUUCCUCUAUAUUUUUCAUGUAUUACCAUCACACUGUGUUACUACCAUCAUUGAAGAAAAUUUUAAUUGUGAGGCAUUGUUACUUAGUGGAACAAUCACAGGCUUUUGGAAUCUARUUUUUCCACUUGCUGGUUGUAUACAAUGUUAGGUAAAUUGUAUACAAUUUGUGCUGCCUCAGUUUUCUCAUUUAUAGGGUAAAUAAUAACAACUCCUUUGGUUUUGCUUGGUUCAUGGUAGGCUUUUAAAUGUCAGUAUGUAAUGCAAUUUGUAUGUUAAAAUAAAAAAAAAUCUAAGACUUCAAUUAAACGUUAGUUCCCAUAUUGCAGUCUUUCAUUAAGUUCAGUACUGUGGAUUCUGCAAACUUAAUACUCUAUAUGAUCAGUUCUACAUAUUUUAAAUCAAAUAUUAAGCAUAAUUAAAUAUUGUAAUAAAUAUUGUAAUAAAAGUACUUACUCAUGUGCUUGUAUGCACAUCAGUAUUGAUCAGCAUCUCAAAAAUCCAUUGAUGUACUUAAUUAUAUUGCAAAAAAGGAAGAAAUUUAUGAUAAACAUUGACUGCUGGACUUAGUUUUGACCAGUGGAAUGGAAGCAGAAGUGAGUUUACAACUACCAGGCCACAUCUUUAAAGGAAGAUGCAUGUAGUCGUUUUGCGUUUCCCCUUUUCUGUAGGCUAGAAUGUGACUAUGGCUGUAACAGACCAAUUUUUUUCCACAAAGGAAAGGGAUGUGUACCAGGAGCACAUUCACCUCAUGGGCAGAGCCACUUCUCUCCUAAACUGAC